CCUUUUCCUUAAUAAAAAAAAGCUUGCCACUGUAGCACUAUCUCAGAUUCUUCAUCUCUUUCACUUACAUAAAACGAACGGUUCCUUAUACUUCCACUUCCACAUCUCUACUAUUUCUUCCUUUUGUUUCUUCAUCAUCGAUCGUCUUCCUCACAAAAGCAAUUAAUCCAACAAAACCAUGGAAGAACACUACGGUUAUCAUUCAUCGGUUGUUUACCCCAUGGAGACAACCCAACCGGAGAACGUACUCAGUUAUCUUCCUGUUGUAAACUACUCGACUCAGCCACCUGCCUUUGAGGAGCACGUGUUUGGGUUAUCUGGGUCGUCACCUGGGAUAUCCGAUGCUGAUUCAGUGAUUGCUGAGAUUCCAAGAGCUGGUUUUGAAGAUGACCGGGUUUCAAGUACUGAUAUUAGGGCUAAAAUUGCCUCUCACCCUCUUUACCCUAAACUACUUCAAGCUCAUAUAGAUUGCCACAAGUUGGGAACACCGCCGGGGAUAGCGACAAUGUUAGAUGAAACGGGCGGAGCCGAUGAAAGAGGCUUAGACUUAGUUCCGUGCAGCGUGGAUGCGGAUCCCCAGCUUGAUCACUUCAUGGAAACUUACUGCGAAAUGUUGGUGAAGUUCAAAUCAGAUCUGUCAAAGCCAUUUGAUGAAGCCACCACGUUUCUUGACAAUAUUCAAAUGCAGCUUUCUCAUCUCUGCAAUGGGUCAUCGGAAGAAGACUUAAGUGGAGGUGAGAUGGUACCCCAUGGUUAUCACAAAAAUGGAGACCCUCAACUCAAAGACAAACUCUUGGAGAAAUAUAGUGGUUAUAUUAGUACACUUAAGCAUGAAUUUUCAAAACACAAAAAGAAAGGCAAACUACCUAGAGAUGCAAGGCAAAUAUUGCUUCACUGGUGGGAUCUUCACUAUAAAUGGCCAUAUCCAACGAAAUUCAAUCACACAGGAAGCAGACAAGGUUGGUCUAGCUGAAGCAACAGGACUGGACCAGAAACAGAUAAACAACUGGUUUAUAAAUCAAAGGAAACGACAUUGGAAACCAUCGGGGAACAUGCAAAUCGCAAUUAUGGACAAUUUAUAUGGACCGUUUUCCAUGAAUGUAUAAGGUGGGAUUCGCACUGUAUAUUAUUCAUCCUCAACUUUUAUGUUUAUCAAAACGUUUCAACGUGUAUUUUAAUUGGUGCUCUAGUCUGGCUUCAUUCCAACUGAAAUUAAUAAUAUUUGUGAUAGACAAUAUUCUUCUAUAUUUGUCCCUUUUCAAAAUGGAUCAAAUUAAGAGAAUUUGAAAAGCUCAAA
Molecule: messenger RNA, 1297 nt
Organism: Gossypium raimondii (Peruvian cotton)
Lineage: Eukaryota; Viridiplantae; Streptophyta; Magnoliopsida; Malvales; Malvaceae
Product: homeobox protein knotted-1-like 6
Exons: 5
Coding region: 179-973 (264 amino acids)
Biological process (GO): regulation of DNA-templated transcription
Cellular component (GO): nucleus
Molecular function (GO): DNA binding; DNA-binding transcription factor activity, RNA polymerase II-specific
Source: RefSeq, a predicted model, not a curated record